AUGGGGUAUCACCGCGUAGCCCCAGGCCCUAGUGCCCAUGUUAAUAGCCGCAAAUCGAAUUCUCCUGGAUCUCGACAAAUUUUACUUCUCAGGAUAGCUGGCUUGGCUAGCGAGCCAUGGCUGGACCCCAGCGGCGUUUUCGAAUCCCAAAUAUCAUCCAGCUUCCAAGGAAAGCUCUUUAUACGCGGCUUGAGCAAGCUGGUGGAGAUCGAUGUCAGCGGCGGAGAUUCGCAGAAGCCAGAAAGAGUUGGAUGCGGCGCGUCGCCGGAAAGAACGCGCGAUGGCCUUGCAAGCCUUAACAGGCAGCACGACUCACAAAACAGAAGCCAGUGUAGAGGC
This is a messenger RNA of Mesorhabditis spiculigera, 339 nucleotides long. The record is from the annotation of a GenBank genome assembly. NCBI's taxonomy places the organism in Eukaryota, Metazoa, Nematoda, Chromadorea, Rhabditida, Rhabditidae.